Molecule: messenger RNA, 750 nt
Organism: Dama dama (fallow deer)
Lineage: Eukaryota; Metazoa; Chordata; Mammalia; Artiodactyla; Cervidae
Product: phospholipase A2 inhibitor and Ly6/PLAUR domain-containing protein-like
Exons: 1
Coding region: 210-713 (167 amino acids)
Cellular component (GO): extracellular region
Molecular function (GO): phospholipase inhibitor activity
Source: RefSeq, a predicted model, not a curated record
UCACUCAUCCAACUAUCAUGACGCCUUCCACAAAACCUGAGACUUUCCUGCUAACCUCCAUGCUGCUCUGCACCCUCCUGGGUCUGGGUAAGUGACUAGGAGUCUGGACUUCUGGAAUCCUGAAACGAAGACUAUAGGAGAGCAUUUAGCCAGGGUACCCACUGAGCUGUGAGGUGUGUAUCAGGAAUGGAGCCAUAUGCACUGGAGUAAUGAAGACUUGCGCCCAGGACGAGGACUCCUGCAUCUCCAUCAUGACUGAGACUAACAACAAGGGCUCUGUGGACGUGACCAGCUACAAAGGGUGCUCGAAAUCCAGUGAGUGUGACCCGGCAUUCCUCUCCAUCACCGUGGCUCUGGAGAACUACAUGGGGUCCGACACGCGCUGCUGCCAGAACGAUGGCUGCAACCACAAACCCCUGCCGGCGUUCAGGAGAAAUCUGACAGAGAAUGGCCUUUGGUGUCCUUCCUGCUUCAGCGUCUCCACGGAAACAUGCACCCCGACUCAGGAAGUGCCCUGUAUUGGCGAGGAAACCCGCUGUGUCGCCUUGACUGGCCUCACACAGCCUGGCAUCAGAUUUGCUGCCCAGGGCUGUGGCACAGAGGCUGCCUGCCACAGCAAGCCUGGGACCCUGGUGCCCUCAGGCUCUCGUUUGUUGACCAUCGAAAAGACUAGCUGUCGUCCAAGCCCCCAGGCUUCUGGCAAGGCUGAGUGAAGAACUGAGGCCCAUGUGGUGUUUGGUCUCCAUUCGU